CCAACGAGCCUAGAUGUGGUGCCUACCAACUGUUCGACCUAAUGUCUCAGAGAUGUUCAAAUGCUCUUCUCUCCAUCGUUUUCAUUCUCCGAGGCUUAAACCACCCACUGCUGCUAGAUUCUCCACCACUUCCUCAUCUCCUUAUCUUCCUCCUCUAUUCAGCGUCGCACCGAUGAUGGAGUGGACAGAUAAUCAUUACAGGACGCUUGCUCGCAUCAUUACAAAGCACGCUUGGCUUUACACAGAGAUGAUUGCUGCUCAAACUCUUGUUCACCAGCAGACCAAUUUGGACAGGUUCUUGGCGUUUUCUCCGCAGCAACAUCCUAUUGUUCUUCAACUUGGUGGGAGCAAUGUUGAAAGCCUUGCAAAAGCUGCUAAGCUUUCUCAUCCUUAUGGAUAUGACGAAAUUAAUCUCAACUGUGGAUGCCCUAGUCCUAAGGUAGCUGGACAUGGAUGCUUUGGUGUUACCCUCAUGCUCAACCCCAAGCUUGUUGGAGAGGCAAUGUCUGCCAUUGCUGAUAAUACCAACGUCCCUGUUACUGUGAAAUGCCGAAUUGGUGUAGACGAUCAUGAUUCAUAUGAUGAGCUCUGUGACUUUGUUUACAAGGUUUCUACUCUGUCACCAACCAAGCAUUUCAUUGUACAUUCACGCAAGGCACUACUUGGUGGGAUAAGCCCUGCUGAUAACCGGAGAAUCCCUCCUCUAAAGUACGAGUACUACUAUGCCCUUGUGCGUGACUUCCCGGACUUAAAAUUCACAAUUAAUGGAGGCAUUACUUCUGUAUCAACGGUAAACGCUGCACUGAAGGAAGGAGCUCAUGGAGUCAUGGUAGGCCGCGCUGCAUACAACAACCCAUGGCAGACUCUAGGACUCGUUGACACUACAGUUUAUGGUGUUCCAAGUAGUGGACUUACACGCCGACAGGUUCUUGAGCAAUAUCAAGUAUACGCAGAUUCUGUCUUAGGAACACAGGGAAAUGGGAGGCCUAAUGUGAGGGAUUUAGUGAAGCCUCUAUUAAACAUUUUCCACUCAGAGAUUGGAAAUAGCUUGUGGAAGCGAAGAGCAGACGCUGCUUUCAGAGAAUGCAAGACGGUUGGGGCUUUGCUAGAAGAAAGCUUGAAGGCCAUCCCGGACUCUGUCUUAGAUUCCCCUAUUUCUUUAAGUCCAGAGAUUGGAGAAGAUGAUGUGUUUGCUGAUGUACAGAAUGUAUUGCCGCCUCCCUACAAAGCUGUAGAACAAGUCAUGUUAUGUGCUUAGUUUGGAACACUAUGCCUCACAUAUUUUUUAGUCUAUUGUAUAACCUGUGUGUUAUCGAACAGAAUAUAUAAUAGUCAUUUUCUCUAUAUAAUAGGGCAAUUCUCUCAAAUAGCGUCG
Molecule: messenger RNA, 1375 nt
Organism: Eruca vesicaria subsp. sativa (arugula)
Lineage: Eukaryota; Viridiplantae; Streptophyta; Magnoliopsida; Brassicales; Brassicaceae
Source: the annotation of a GenBank genome assembly